Molecule: messenger RNA, 1319 nt
Organism: Moneuplotes crassus
Lineage: Eukaryota; Ciliophora; Spirotrichea; Euplotida; Euplotidae
Source: the annotation of a GenBank genome assembly
UCACCAAACUCCAUUUACAACUAUGAGUCAAAAUUCAAACAGAAUGAGCUUUGGGCCCACUGUUGAGCCAGAUAUCUCUUUAUCAUCAGUCUCACAAGAAGAAGAGGAAGAUAUGGCAGACCUGGGUAAGACAAUAGCACUUGAUCUUGACGAUGAAAGUGAUGACGGAAUGGACCUGAUGAAUAUGGACAUCACUCCAAAGAAGGAUAACAAGUUAGAGAGAGCGAAAGAAGGGAAUAGAGUACAGAAAGAAAAUAUUAGUGAUAAUUCACAAGAACCGAUUUCAGUCACACCUGAACCAAGUAUUCGAGAGGGAGAUAAGAGAAAGCAGAAUAUGCGAGAGCCAAAGAAGUGGGGAAACUAUAACCCGUUCAAAAUGGAUCUAAAAGCUCAGCAGAAGAACCAAAAAGAGUCUUCUAAGGAGACCUCUCAAAUGAAUUCAAAUGAGCACGUUGCUCAAAGAAAAGAGAGGAAUCCUCCGAAAUAAAUUUCAGCCUAAACAGCUCAAUAAGUUCAGGAGGCCUCAUCCAGGAAUGGUUAGAAGAAGGAAUCAAAGUGAACUUACUGCGAUUCAGGAGCAACCUGGAGAGGAAGAAGAUAGAAGCCUUAAGAAAGCCAACAUCAAUCAGAAAAUCACUGAUGAAAAGUCAGUGAAGAUGUCAAAUAAUAGUCAAGACAAAGAUCAGCAAAAUUAUGAGCAAACACAGCAAGAAUAUGAGCUAAAGGUCCCAAAGCGGGAGAAGAGCUUUAGUGACUUAAUCAAAAUUGCGAACAAAGAGGUUGAACUAGAGCAGAGAAAGCAGAAUGAAAUCAGCAAUAGCGAGAGAAAACCAGCGAACAAGAGAUUUCAGAGACUCAAGCAGCCUCCUAAGGAAUAUGAGGAAGAAGAUGACUUGGAAUUGUACAAGCAAGAUUUUGUAGAAGUCUUAAGCCAAAGCCAGACUAGUGACUCGCCCUCCUUCAAAGAUACAAAGGAUGAUUAUCUUUGUACUGAAGAGUUCCAGGAUAAUGGAACAUUGGACAAAGAGAGAACAAGUUGCACGGAAAGAAGUCAACCUAAGAUCCAGAGGUAUGAAUACCUCGUUGGCUUAGUUAACCAGAUCAAGAGAUUGAAGAAUCUUGAACUAAAAAUGGUAGAGAAAAAGUAUGACGACCUUCAAGAUGCAGUGACUAAUAAUUUUCUCUACCUUGAAUCCCAGAAUGAUAAAGCAACGAGAGAGGUAAAGGAGCACAAUUCUAUCAUAGAUACAGCCAGUAUGGCCCUAGACUCUUUACUAAAAUCAUGCAAGACUCUAAACCAGAUAAGAAGAGAGGAUUAA